CAUUGUCACAUGAUCAUUACUAAUACAAAAUGGCGGACCAGGAAGGAGAACGGACUCCAUUAUUACUCGAAAACAGCAGUGAUCCUCCGCCUGAAUACACACAAUAUCCAGCAGAAGAUGAUGGACAACCUAGACAGCCGUCAGCUCCUACCAUUGGGGGCCCCCAGUCAGCCCCAUACCCAGGGCCACCUACUCCAUACUUGCCUGGACCCCCACCCCAGCAAGUGACAGUGCCGCCCAUAGGCCCAGAUGAGUUGCCCCCUCCUUACACACCAAUGGGUGCCCCAGGGUCGUCUCUUUCCAUAAAUUGUAAAGUGUGUCAGAACAUUGUGUGUAUUGAUGGAAAACAACACCAGAAUGUAGUCAAGUGUGAUGUUUGUAAAGAAGCAACUCCAAUCAAAGCUCCACCACCAGGGAAGAAGUAUGUCAGGUGUCCCUGUAAUUGUCUUUUAAUCUGCCGAAGUACAGCAUUCAAAAUUGCUUGUCCUAGAGCUAACUGCAAGCGAAUCAUCACGCUGGGUGGUGGUGGAAUGGUUCAAACGGGCAUCAGGGCGCCAAACACCAACAGAGUCCAGUGUGUCUUCUGCAACCAGACAUUUGUGUUUGCAGUUAUAAGAACCCCUUAUGCAAGAUGUCCGCAUUGCCAGAGGGUGUCUUGUGUAGUGUCAAACUUCAUUCGGCGACGUGUGUUGGUCUAUGUCAUUUUGGGACUCGUGUUUUUAGGAGGUGGAAUUGGUGUCACGGUUGGCACAUAUGCGGCUGCCGAGAAUUCUGGUGGAAUAUACACAGUCUGGAUAGGAGCCUUUGUGAUUGGUGCAAUGAUGUUGGUUCGAGCCAUGUACCUCGGCAUGAUCCGUACAAGCCAAGUACUCGGACCUGCAUGAAACUAACAAAAUGGCCACAUCGUGGAAGUACACAUGAAGUCUGACUAUGUAAAAUAAAUGGUUACAUGCACUUGGAAGAUGAAGGCUUAAAGAUGUGGAUUUUGUUACUUCUACAUGUAUUUCACAAAAGCCAUGUUUCUUUCAUAUGGCUGUUCAAAUCUAGUUUUUAAUUUACAUACAUGUAACUGUGAUAUUAUUUAUAAUAUUAUAACAUGCCAAUUUUAUCCACAGCAUUGUGCUUCUAUGCUUUUGUUCUUAUUGCACUGUAUUGUAAAAUGUCUGCAAUUGAUACAGUUUGCAUACCCUGAGAGCUCUGUUACUGUGUUUUUUAGCAUAUUUUCUGUGAAAAGUGUUGAACUAUUCAGCAAAAGGCAGGAAGGAAUCCUGGAAGACACUUGACCAUAGAGGUUUUUGUUUUAGUUUUUGUUAUAGUAGAAUUACUUUUCUUUCAAGAGCUUUCUACAUUUGAAAGUUUUGCACAUUAUUAAUUAUGUAUUUUAAGUGAUUGAUACUAACCAAUUUCUUGUUGUAAACUCAUUAUAUUUUGUUUUGACGGAUGAGAUAUUAUAUUUAAGACUUACAAUCUUGGAAAUUUACAAUUGUACAGGCUUUUUUGGUCUAAAAUCAGUGGUAGAAGUAAUUCUAUGAGUCAUGGGUAUAGUACAUAAUUAAUCCUAAGUGCGUUUUCGUACACCAAGGAAAGACUUGGCACUGUUCAGUACUACUGUGGAAAAUCUAGGUACAAAAUCAAUCCAAUGAUACUCAUGAAACAGACCCCAGAUAUCGGUUAUCAAUGUUUAACUUUGAUUUGUCAAUAAAUUUGUCAAUGUGCAAUAUGUUUUUGUAAUAGCUAUAAAUGUUCACCUAUCUCGGCAUAAUUUACUUAAUAUUUGAAACUCAUUGUCAAAUAAAUGCUUGACAUGUUUUGUUUAUUUUGAUGUUAAUUUUGAUAAUACUGAAAAUAGAUUAUUCAAAAAAAUCAA
Messenger RNA from Mya arenaria, 1867 nucleotides. Its product is annotated as type 2 phosphatidylinositol 4,5-bisphosphate 4-phosphatase-like. Gene Ontology annotation, cellular component: plasma membrane; phagocytic vesicle membrane; lysosomal membrane. Gene Ontology annotation, biological process: phosphatidylinositol dephosphorylation. The coding region runs from base 30 to 884 and encodes 284 amino acids. Lineage: Eukaryota; Metazoa; Mollusca; Bivalvia; Myida; Myidae. The record is from RefSeq and is a predicted model, not a curated record. The transcript has 8 exons. Gene Ontology annotation, molecular function: phosphatidylinositol-4,5-bisphosphate 4-phosphatase activity.